Parnassius mnemosyne (clouded apollo) is the source of this 3121-nucleotide messenger RNA. NCBI's taxonomy places the organism in Eukaryota, Metazoa, Arthropoda, Insecta, Lepidoptera, Papilionidae. The record is from the annotation of a GenBank genome assembly.
AAUGUUUGUGUUUUUAUUAUGAUAACUGAUGAUAACCACGAAAAUUUAAUUAUAAUAUGUAAUACAGAAAGUAAAUGUUUGAUUUUCGCUGACUCACAUAUACAUUGGAGGUAUAGACGUAUACGAUUGAUACGUAUUUAAUAUAUAUUUAUAAAAUGCGUCUGAACAUGAAAACACGGCUAAUCCACUAGAUCUAAAAUAAACAAACCUUGAAUAAAAUUAAACAUUUGUUAAAACAUCAUUUGCGUCGGAGCCCAGCAGCGCCUACGUCAAACAAUGAAGCCGGCGACUGAACAUGGAAAUGUCACUACCAUGAAACCUGCAAUCCUUGUGACGGGCGGCGCUGGCUACGUUGGCUCACAUACAGUCGCAUCACUCCUGGAGCGACAAGACGCCACUGACUAUGAUAUCGUGGUCGUGGACAACCUGAGCAAUGCGUACCGAGCUGAAGGACGAAAAAAGCCCGAGUGUCUGAGGAUCAUUGAGGAAAUGACCGACAAAACGAUACAUUUCUAUGAAGUAGAUAUUAGAGACGCGACGGGUUUGAGCAGGGUUUUCGAGAAUCACAACAUAGACUGCGUCAUACACUUCGCGGCGCUGAAGGCGGUAGGCGAGUCUGUACAGAAGCCACUCGAAUACUACCAGGCGAACAUAACCGGGACCUGCACGCUUUUUGACGUUAUGCGGAAAUACGGCGUAUACAAACUAGUAUAUAGCUCCUCAUGCACUGUUUACGGCGAACCGGAGAAGUUACCCCUCAACGAGAGCCAUCCUACAGGUCAGGGCCUAACCAGUCCCUACGGCAAGUCCAAGUACUUCUGCGAAGAGAUCAUGAAGGAUAUAUGCAGGAGCGAUAAGAAAUGGAUGGUGAUAUCUCUUCGAUAUUUCAACCCUGUGGGGGCACAUCAUAGCGGGCGCAUUGGGGAAGAUCCCUCGGGAAUACCCAACAACUUGAUGCCGUUUAUAGCACAGGUUGCCGUAGGACGCCUUAAGGAGCUUCUAGUUUUCGGCAAUGACUACCCGACAGCAGACGGUACCGGGGUUCGGGACUACAUCCACGUGGAAGACCUGGCCGAGGGUCACGUUAAGGCCAUAAAAUUGUUCCACCAGCCCGGCUUUAGUGGUUUCCAUGCGGUCAAUUUGGGUACGGGCACAGGUUACUCCGUUCUGCAAAUGGUGAAGGCAUUCGAAGUGGCGUGCGGUCGUCAAAUCCCAUACAAGAUCGUUGGCAGACGCGAUGGAGACAUAGCUGCGAACUAUGCAGACGUCUCCCUCUCACACAGGUUGUUGGGUUGGCGUGCGAUAAAGACGUUAGAGGAUAUGUGCGCGGACACGUGGAGAUGGCAGAGUAAUAACCCUGACGGGUUUAAAUGCAGCUAAAUAAAGAAAUUAAAACGUAAAUACAAUUUUUUUAGGUUUUGCAGAGUCUCAUGUACGAUAAUAAACGAAAUAUCAUUUAUAUAAAUAAUCAACCAAUAUGUCUAAAUGUGAUAAACUCAGGUCGACGCGUCUCUGGAUUACAUCCAAGACGUGAAUUAAUUCAUAGAAGAAUUUCUUAAAAUUAAUUCAUAAUCUUAAAUAAUAUAUACUCUACUUAUUUUAAUAUAUCAAAUUAAAACGUUCACUUUGCAAAACCUUUAGAUUAAUAAUUUUACAUUUUUGAUGAGGCAUCAUUAACUAUUAUUUAAAAGCUUCAAAACGACGUCACCAAACCAGUGUGGUAUAAGUUACCAUUAUUUUGGUAAAAUCCAUAUUGAAAAUUUCAAAACGUUCCUACGGAGUUGCCAUAAUUAUAUAUUUAAUGUUUUUUUUUUUAUUUAAGUGAUAAAAAUAGUCAUGUGUUAAACUUAAACCAAAGUAAUAAUAUUCCAAAAAAAUACCAAAGUGUUAACCAGUGAGUUAAAUUGUAAGAAAUUUAUUUUUAGAGUAUUAAUUUUUUGACUUUACCAUAUUUAAUAAUUUAUGUCUAACAUAUAUAAAACUGCUAAAUAAUCCCCACAUCUUCCAUUUUCUGUACAAGGAUGGGGAUAGAGACAGUGUCAAAUGCUUUUUUCAAAUCCAAAAAUACUGCCAGACAUUUAGCUUUACUAUCCAGUUUACAUAACAUAUAUACAUAAACACUCACGCCUGUCACCCAGAGGGGUAGGCAGAGACUACGGACUUCCAUUUGGCGCGAUUCUGACACACCUCUCUCGCCUCUUUUACAUCCAUAUAUCUACGCAUACACGCUCGUCGGUUAUGGGUACUCUCUAAUCUGGCCCAUUUUUAAUGUAUCGCCGAUUUGGUCGAUAAACCUUCGUCUAGGGCGUCCCUUCCCGACCCUGCCGUUCACUUCCGCAACAUAAAUUUGCUUUGUCACUCUUUCACUAUCCAGUUUAUCAACAAUUUGAGAAGUUAAUGCAGUCACCGCAUCUUCUGUAUUUUUUCCACUACGGAAACCAUAUUGUGAUUCAGACAGGAUGUUAAAAUCAUUGAGGUAACACAGAAGUCUUUUGUUGAUAACUUUUUCAAUAAUUUUGGAUAUUGCUGGCAGUACAGAGAUAGGUCUAUAAUUAUUAACAUCUUCUCCAUCCCCAUUCUUGUACACUGGAGUUAUGAUUGAUUCUUUAAGGAGUUUUGGAAAUACUCCCUUAUUAAAACAUUUUGGAUAAAUUUGUGAUGAUUGGUACAACUUCAUUUCUAGCAAGUUUUAGGAAACUGGUUGGAAUAUUAUCCCAACCGGGAGAGCUUUUAGUUUUUAGUCCCAUCAACAUAAGAGUAAACUUCCUCCCGGUCAGCAUCAAGAAGCACAAAUGAGGGCAAUUGAGACUUUCUUUGGGAAACGCUCACAGUCCUGGUCCCAUUUAGUAAUCCAUGGGGUUGAGGUAUAGAAUUAGCUAGAUUUUAAUGCAUUUAUUAUACAAAAUAAGUUACGAAAUAGUACAACAGAAAGGCAUUUAUUCCAAAUUUAUCAUUCCUUAUUUCUACGUUUCGAAGAGUUUAUUAAAUUUAUUAAAAUAUAUUUCAUUUUUAUUUAUUAUUGUAAGAAAUUUGUUUAGGUGCUACUUUUAAAAUGUGUAAAUUCAGGAGUACAAAUGUACUCUAACAAAACGUUGGUAGUAAAUAAUAAAAUGUUAUUAUG